Molecule: messenger RNA, 2435 nt
Organism: Dunckerocampus dactyliophorus (ringed pipefish)
Lineage: Eukaryota; Metazoa; Chordata; Actinopteri; Syngnathiformes; Syngnathidae
Exons: 5
Coding region: 734-1879 (381 amino acids)
Source: RefSeq, a predicted model, not a curated record
UUAGUUGCGUCUUCGAGACCGGCGGUGCUGGCUUGUAUUGAAGGUCCGGUCCAAAAACAGCGCACGCUUCUCCGAAAAGGUUUUGUGUGUUCGGGCUUGGAACCGCAGCACAAAACAGCAAGACUGUGGCAGCCAUUUUGUUUGCAAUAAUCGGAGUGUUGUGACGUCAUCCCAUGACAUCUAAAGUAAAGCAAAGCAGAUGAAGACUGAAGAAUUACAACAUUUAUCAUGCGUGGAAAUGUGAAAUAUAUUAAAUAUUGGCGUACAUCAGGAUAGCAUGUAUGGUGUAAAGCAGGGCUGUACAGUCAGUGAUCUUAUUUUGCUUAUUUUAUUUAUUAUGGAUUCUUUUUCCUUUGAUAUCCUUACUCGUGUGUUUUAUGUUGCAAACAAUUCCUAGUUUGUGAAACAAUGGCAAUAAAAACCAUUGUGAUGGUGAGUAGGUAAUAUAUGUUAUUGAUGAAGAAUGCAUCUAUUGUUCUUCUUAUUCCGCUGGUCGGGAUGGUGUAUUUGUGUUUGUAGGUGUGCUGCAGACACGCAGGCUGCUCUGAUGUCUGAUAUCAUUCCAGAUUUGCCCUGCCAGCCGCCAGUUGAUUUAUUUUGCUUUCUGCUAAUACCAGAUACGUGUUUUGUUUGGUCUUGUCUUGUAGGAAGCGUUUGCUGCCGCCCAGAGUGAUGACGAGCCCCCUAAAGGUGUAAAAAGGCAUCUUAAAGUGUCCACAGACCGUCAGUCUUGAUGGAUCAGUCCACAAGGGUGCUGGGUCUGGAUGCGCAGGGCAACAUGGUGUUCACAGUGGUCAAGCCUGUCAUGGGACUCUUCCAGGUGUCCUCCUCAGACCAAGUGGGCACUGUGACCCAGGGGGGUAUGGGUCUGCAGGGCUUAGCUGAAAACACGCUGGUCCUCCCUCCCACACAAGACCAGGUCUCGCUGGAGACCACCCAGGUGGAAAUGGAAGCCGUCCAGCCUCAGAUGCAGGGUCCCGCCCCAGUCCAGGCUGAGGAAGCGGUGCAGAAUCAGGGACCUCCACAGAACUCAGACUUCUCCACCCAGAUGCCCUUUGCAGAGGUGUCCUCCCUCCUGGACCCCAACAUGAAGGGCUCCAAGGCUCGAAAACAUCUCAUCUCCUACGAGGAGAUCAAACGUCGCCUGCAGGCUCCGGAGAAGAUGUCCCUGCGCUCUCUGGCUGCCUACACCCGAGUGAGCCGAGGGCCAGCCAGCAAGAAGACGCUCCUGGAGUCCCUGAACGUCCUCGGCCUCACGCCCAGCACCACGACCUCCGUUUCCUCCUCCUUCUCCAAACUCACUGAAGGUGACACCAGAGCGUUGUGCGAGGACAUGAAGGACUUCUCACACGACUACAUUGACUACGGCAACAUGGCCAAACAGCUCAUCCCCGAGACAAACACAGUCCAACACUGGUCCAAAAUCAUCGAGACCAAGAACCACCUGGAGGACAUGAGGAAGUGUUUCAAGGAUCCCACCAAUAGCGGCUCGUUCGACAGCGUGACGCACGGCCUGGGUCUGGGGAUGCUGGACGUGGCUCUGGACGUGAUCGUCAUGGUCAUCGAGCAGCAGAUUCACAUCCUGUCAGGCGCCGCUGCCACCGUGGGGACGUCCCACUCCGCCCGGCACACGCAACGCAUCCGCAGGCGGCAGCGCAAGACCUCCAACAGAGCGUCCCUCGGGGUCAAGGAGCAAGGGAAGGUCAUCUCCAAGGGCAAGGGGCCAAGCAGAGUGAAGAAGGAGAUCCAUCAGGAAGGCGGAGCUGCCAGCCCAGUGCAGCCUUGCAAGAUGGAUGACAUGCAGGACAACGUGAUCACGCUGGUGGCUGUGGGGUAUGAGACGGUUUCUACUGGGCUUGCUGGGUCCACACCGGCCUGACGCCACUGGAGGUCUCACGAGGACCAAAAAGUAACAUUUGAUCACGUGGAAAUGACCUUGGCUAUCCUUGGGAGUAGCCAGUGUACAGCUUGUAUGCAUGUAUGGACAUGCAGCUCUCCCUUAAUCCUCUUGGGUGUGGACUUACUGGAAUCCUAAAUGCUUCCUUCCUUCCUCCCUGUCACUUCCUUCCUUCCUUCCUUCUGCUUGAGUUGCCCCAUAGAUGCUCAGUUGACAUAUUCACCUUCAUCCUCAUCUUCCUCAGGAAGACACUUGGUACCUUGGGAUGAGUUUGGACUCCCCGUGUUGGACCCCCAGGUUGUGCUUCUCAGUGCCACACCACAUGUUGAAUGCAUCUGUCCCCUCAGCGAACCGCAGCUCCUCCAGUGCCGACGGCACUCGUGCAGUCUUGGACUUGUGUUACCAAGUAUUGAGACCACAGUGGCUGUGAGUGGACUCCUUUUCAAUAGUGCUGUAGAAGAUGUACGCUGGCUACUCUAAAGUUGGCUUUGUUUAGGACUGCUCCCUGACAGGGCCUAAUAAAGAUGCUACGUGGUUA